UUAGCCUAAGAAGAUUGUUGCAAGUUGAAGUAAGCCGGCACAAUUUUUAUUCGCGUAAAAAAUCCUUCGCGACUGCUAUGGCUGAAGCACUCGACAAGCUGGAACAGGAACGGGAGGCAAAAAGAAUCGCCAAAGAAGCUGAGGAUAAAGCUGUGAAGGAAGCAAAUCGUUUGAAACGCACUCUUAAGCGUAAGAAGUGGGUGGACUGGAAGGCGCAAGAUGAGGAGGAUGCUGCAAACGGAAAGAAACGCGCUCCAUUUGAUCCUGCAGAUCGCAUUAAGCGAAAGAAGUGCGCUAUACUUUUAAGCUACUGCGGUGCAAAUUACUAUGGCAUGCAACGCAAUCCGGGUAUGCAGACUAUUGAGGAGGAGCUUUUCAAAGCUAUGCUUAAACACAAAUGGAUAACAGAAGACUCCUUUGAACAGGUGCAAAUAGCUUGCUUUCAGCGGGCCGCACGUACCGAUAAGGGUGUCUCGGCCGCUCGACAGGUGUGCUCCGUUAAGUUGCCCGAAGAACUGGACCUAGACGCAUUCAAUAAAGAUUUACCAGAACAGAUUCGUCUCUUUGGUGUGGAGCGCGUUACAAAAGGUUUUAAUGCUAAGGAUCAGUGUAACGCACGCACCUACACAUAUACACUGCCAACCAUAGCAUUUGCUGCUUUCGAUGAUCAGCUUGAUCAGGAAACGUAUCGCAUACCGAUUGAGCGCCAGGAGAAAGUUAGCGCGACACUAAAACUCUAUGAGGGCACGAAAAACUUUCACAACUUUACCAGUAAAAAGAACUUUUUAGAUCCGUCGGCAAAGCGUUUCAUAAUGUCCUUUACAUGCAGUGCACCAUUCCUAAGUCCGCAAUCCAUUGAGUUUGUUACGUUGAAAGUAAAGGGACAAAGCUUUAUGCUGCACCAAAUCCGAAAAAUGGUCGGCCUAGCCAUUGCUAUAGUUCGUGGCAAUACCACAACUGCAACGCUGGAGCGUGCGCUAACCGAGGAGCGCCUGGACUUGCCCAUGGCGCCAGGCUUAGGCCUCGUAUUGGAUACCGUUCAUUAUGAACGCUACAAUGAUCGCUAUGGUAAUGAUGGCAUCCACAAGCCCUUGACUUGGGCAGAGCAAGAGGAGCAAGUUACCCAAUUCAUAGAGAAGUAUAUUUACUCAAAUAUAUACAAAACGGAGGCCGAGCAACGCAACAUGCUCGAUUGGCUAAGUACCUUGCAUUUCCACUCGUAUGAUACCAGGCGCGAUGAGCCAGCGAAAAAUAAUAGCGAGGACGAUGAUGGAGAAGAAUAACCAAUCUAUUUAUUUAUAAGAUGACAAUGCAAGACCAGUUGAUAGUGUAUAUGUAAUUGAUACAAAUUAAAAGCAUGUUGUUGAUUACGACUUAGAA
This is a messenger RNA of Drosophila navojoa, 1380 nucleotides long. It is a transcript of the gene Pus1, whose product is annotated as Pseudouridine synthase 1. Gene Ontology annotation, cellular component: nucleus. The record is from RefSeq and is a predicted model, not a curated record. Gene Ontology annotation, biological process: mRNA pseudouridine synthesis; tRNA pseudouridine synthesis. NCBI's taxonomy places the organism in Eukaryota, Metazoa, Arthropoda, Insecta, Diptera, Drosophilidae. Gene Ontology annotation, molecular function: pseudouridine synthase activity; RNA binding.